Molecule: messenger RNA, 3243 nt
Organism: Cylas formicarius (sweet potato weevil)
Lineage: Eukaryota; Metazoa; Arthropoda; Insecta; Coleoptera; Brentidae
Gene: EMC1
Product: ER membrane protein complex subunit 1
Exons: 1
Coding region: 43-2703 (886 amino acids)
Biological process (GO): protein folding in endoplasmic reticulum
Cellular component (GO): EMC complex
Source: RefSeq, a predicted model, not a curated record
UUGUGAGGUUAUGUUUGACGAGUUAAAUUUUUGUUUGUAAUAAUGGCCAAUUUCCGAUCAAUAUAUAAAGUACAAGUAUUCUUGACGAUAUUAAUUCAUCUAACAGUCGCCUUGUACGAAGACCAAGUGGGAAAGUUCGAUUGGAAGCGGUCGUUCGUAGGUAAAGUGAAAUACGUUAGUUUUGAAGCUAAGAAGAUAAUCGUUGCCACAGAGGAAAACGUCCUAGCGAGUUUAAAUUUAAAAAACGGCAAUAUUCAGUGGAGACAACUGCUCGAAGAUCCCAAAGAGUGCCAAAUUGAGCUGUUACAUGUCACCAGGGAUGUAAUUACUGUUUCUGGAACAAAAAACGCGUGGCUUGUAAGGUACUGGGACCUAAACACAGGCACUCUAUUGAAUGAGUGGUCCAUAAAUGUAGAUAAAAUUGUUUCAUCGUCCUUUGCAAUGGUUAAUGAUAGUCUUUUGCACAUUGUCCCUGUUACUUCGUCUUAUUUGGAGGUUACUAAAUAUGAGCUGAGAGGAAUAGAGCCUGGCACCAUAGGAAGUUUUAAAAAAAUCGCAGCCCCUUGGAUUGCGGAAAAUACUGAAUGUGUUACUGCUAGUUCAUUUUAUGUAUGUUUAUGGGGAAACCAAAUUUAUUAUGUCAAUUUGCUUGCAAAAGAUGCUAGGUUUACUUCAAAUUCAAUAAAUGACUUAUUGGGAAACAAUGUCAGACACCCAGUCCUUAUCGAAUACACAGAUGAACAACCAUCAGUCUUGUUGUCAAGCAAUAAUGUUGCAAAACUGCUCAUUAUUACAGAUGAAACUCUCGAAUUGAAGCCAUUUGACUUAAUGCCAAAUGCUGUAAGUAUUAGUAAUGACGAAAAUGUUAUAUAUCAGCUGGAAGCAAAUGACAAUAAGUAUAAACUUAUUAGGGUCAAGUCCAAGAAUAGAGAGACUGGCAGUGAUCAGUUUUCGGUUGAUUUGGAGUACCCUCUAGGUCUAGGUGCGCCAAUCAUAUUAGGGGGUCAAAAAAAAGGGUCAUUUGCAGAUUUACUAUUGAGUACUACAGACAAUGCUCUUUUGCUUGUUCAACUUCCUGAAGGCAAGAUUUCAUGGACGAGGGAAGAAGCCUUGAGCAAUAUAGUAGCGACUGAGUUUUUUGAGUUACCAGUAUCUGAAUUGGAUGCCUCGAUAGAACACGAAUUUGAUUCCGCUAGCGAUAUUCUGACAAUGUUCUGGCAUCGGAUUGCAACUCAAUUUAAUCAAUUUUACAACUUGCUGUUUGGCAAUAAACUGCUCACCAACAACAAUUUAGUUCGAGAUGAGUUUGGUUUGCACAAAAUCAUUGUUGUCGCUACAAGAGUUGGAAAACUAUUUGCGCUUGACACAUUGACCGGUUCCAUAGCAUGGAGUUAUCGUUUACCCAACAUAAUCCCGUUCAUUGACUUUGAUAAAGACAAAAUGGUUUUGUUUGUUCAAAGGACUGCCCAGCAUGCCCCUUUGCCAGCUCAAUGCACCUUGUUGGCCCGAGAUUCUAUUACUGGAAAUGGGGUGUACUUUGAAUUUGACCCUAUUACUGGUUAUUCAUCUCAAAAUAUCCAGCAUUUGAAUUACCCCAUUGCUCAAGCUCUUCUCUUGCCUCACGCAGAUAGGAACUUAAUUAAACCCCUAGUAAUAGUGUCAGAUAAAAACGAGGUUCACCUGUAUCCAAAUAAAUCAAUGGAUUUUGUGAAAGAUUUCAUUUCUACUACAUUUUUGUAUACAACUGAUAGCAGGUUGAGUAUUCUGCAAGGAUACUCCAUAAAAUACAGUAAGGAAGAUCAUUUGAAAUUAAUACCGACAUGGAACUUGGAUUUAGCGCCUUCAACAUUAGUCGCGUUAAGUGCCAAACCAGCAAAUGAACGAGUUCAUUCGCAAGGUAAAGUGUUGUAUGACCGGUCGGUGUAUUACAAGUACGUAAAUCCUAAUCUAUUAGCAGUGGCAACCGUGAGUGACGAUUUAGUGCACCGCAGCGUACUUACUGUUUAUCUCAUAGAUGGCGUUACGGGUUUGGUGCUAUAUUCAACUUCUCACAAAAAAGCCAAAGGUCCAGUAUAUCUGGUUCACUCGGAAAAUUGGCUAGUGUACUCAUUUUUCAACGAAAGAUUUCGACGCACAGAACUUGCGGCCAUAGAACUAUAUGAAGGUCAUCUUCAGAGCAACAGCAGCAUAUUCAGUUCAUUUGCAAUUAGCCAGUUACCCGACGUUCAAUCACAGUCCUACAUAUUACCGGCCCAACCUGUUAAUAUGGCUGUGACGUUAACAGAGAGGGGUAUUACAAAUAAGUUUCUUCUAGUUGCUCUAUCCACAGGCGCUGUGGUAGAAAUACCAUGGCUGCUCGUUCAACCCAGGUUCGGGGACAUGCCUUGUGGUCCGGAGGAAAGUUGUAUACCUUAUAUGCCGCAAAUUCCCUUACCAUCGGAAGCUACACUGAAUUAUAAUCAAUCUUUAGCUAGAAUACGAGGCAUCGAAGUUGCUCCAGCCAGGUUGGAGAGCACUAGUCAUAUCUUGGUGCAUGGGCUUGAUAUGUUUUAUACAAGGGUAGCCCCGUCAAAAACUUUUGAUGUGCUGAAAGAUGAUUUCGAUCAUCGGCUCAUAGUAUUAGUAUUAUCUGGACUAAUUGUAGCGUCGCUUAUUACCAAACACCUCGCGUCGCGCAAAGCGUUGAAACAGGCGUGGAAAUAGUGUUUUUUAAAUUAUUUAGGUAAUUGUUAUUGUUUUUGUUUGUAUAUGUAGGGAUGUACAUUGAAAACAUUUAUUUAUGACUUAUUGCCAUUAUAAAAUCGCACUUAGUGAAUUCGUCACCUGUCCGCGCGGGUGGACUCGUCAUUCUAAAACCAAUUUUAUAAUCUGUAGUGGAGGUGACUGAAUUUCUAUUUUUUUUGUUUUUUUUUUGUAUAGGGUAAGCCGAAGAAUUCGGUGAUGUACAAAUAAAUAAAUUUAGGCUGCAACAGUCUCAUUUGAGUUUUUACUUUUGUUUUCAAUUAGUUUUGCUUAAGCUGAAUUUCGUGCUGCUUAUGGGUAAUGCCGGCAUUCGCAGUUCGUUUUUUUUUUUGUUCAGUUGUUUUGGCCAUUCUAAAAUUAGUAAACCGAAUGUAACCUUUGUCGAACUUGCUCUUCAAUUUGUAAAUUUAUGUAUGAAUGAGAUGGAGCGAUUUAUAAAUUUUGAGUAAUAUGAACAAUGUAAAAGUGCCAUAAUAAAUAUAAACUAACCAAAAUUUUCAC